AUGGCCCGUAAUGAGGAGAAGGCCCAAUCCAUGUUGUACCGUUUCCGGGAAGCGCAGGCUGCAGAGCUUGGGCUUGGAACGCGUUCUGAUAGACGACCGCGCACGGCAGCCACAUGCAAGAGUCUACGAGACUGCGAGAGGUGGAGAGGAGAAAUAUUGAGAGAGAUAAGUCGUAAGGUGUCGAAAAUUCAAGACGCUGGAUUGUCGGACUACGAGGUCCGUGACUUGAACGAUGAAAUCAACAAGCUUUUGCGUGAAAAGCGGCAUUGGGAGAACCAAAUCGUGGCGCUGGGUGGUGCCAACUACCGGAGAAAUGUGGCGAUGUUAGACGACGAUGGAAAGGAGGUUCCUGGGACAAAGGGAUACAAAUACUUUGGACGAGCGAAAGAACUUCCUGGCGUUCGUGAAUUAUUCCAAAGCCGUAGAAAGGAGGCCGAAGAGGAAAACCAAGCUCUUGCAUACUAUAACAAGUUUAUGAACCAGGGACCGAGUUAUUAUGGCGAUCUGGAUGAAGUUGAUGGCAAGCUGUUGGCAUACGAACGAGAAGUAGAGGACGAGGAUUGGGAGGAAGCGUACAAUACUUUACGGGAGAAUCUAGGUCUACCGACAGAUGACCCUCCUCCGCCGCUACCCCGACCAGUAGCAAACGUACGGGAAACAAAACAUGAUACUCAACACCCCCAAUCGUCCUCUUCUAAGCGUAAGGCUGUCGACCAAAGUGAAGACAUGGAUAUGGACGCCGACGAGUCGAAGAAGCCCAAGACGUCGCCUACUGCAACGCCUUCAAUCACCACCAAUCUGGACGCCUCUUCGGAUACGGACGUGACGCGGAUACACGCCCAAGCUGCCGCCGCGUAUAUCUCCUUCCUCGAAGUCGACCACCUUCUACCUCCAAAAUUGCCGUCACACGCCGAAAUGGAGAGCAUUCUACUGACCCUCCGAAAGAAAGCUUUGGUGGAAGAAUAUUUCGGAGAUGCGACCUAA
Messenger RNA from Cyclocybe aegerita, 984 nucleotides. Lineage: Eukaryota; Fungi; Basidiomycota; Agaricomycetes; Agaricales; Hemipholiotaceae. The record is from the annotation of a GenBank genome assembly.